Molecule: messenger RNA, 2643 nt
Organism: Bubalus bubalis (water buffalo)
Lineage: Eukaryota; Metazoa; Chordata; Mammalia; Artiodactyla; Bovidae
Gene: GAS6
Product: growth arrest specific 6
Exons: 16
Coding region: 173-2368 (731 amino acids)
Cellular component (GO): extracellular region
Molecular function (GO): calcium ion binding
Source: RefSeq, a predicted model, not a curated record
CCGGGAUGUGACCUUCAGAGCCGCCCGCACAGGAUGACCAGAGCCACUGCCCCUCGGCGCCCGCGCCUCGCCACGGCCCCCCGGGCGCUCUGACCGCGCGCGCCCGGCCCCCGGCCCCGGUUCCAGUGCUGGCCCUCGGCCCCGGCCCCGACCCGCCCCGCCCCGCCCCGCCAUGCCGCCCGGACCCGCCGCCGCCCUGGGCACCGCGCUGCUGCUGCUCCUGCUGGCCUCCGAGUCGGCGCACACCGUGAUGCUGCGGGCGCGCGAGGCGGCGCAGUUCCUGAGGCCCAGGCAGCGCCGCGCCUACCAGGUCUUCGAGGAGGCCAAGCAGGGCCACCUGGAGAGGGAGUGCGUGGAGGAGCUGUGCAGCCGGGAGGAGGCCCGCGAGGUGUUCGAGAACGACCCCGAGACGCUCCUGCCAGCAUGUUCACAGCUGCCAGAAAGAGCACCUGGCCAACAGCGGGGUCACUCCUGUGUCUCCAGAGGGUAUGGCGAGGCCCGGCCCCCGGGGAGGCUGAGGACCUGGAGAAGCUUAGGACCCAGUGCAGCCCAGUGGCUUCCUGUCCUGCUGGUGGGCACCCUAGCCACUCAGGAGUACUUUUAUCCAAGGUACUUGGAAUGCAUCAAUAAACAUGGAUCUCCGUACCAAAAGAACCCAGCUUUCGUCACCUGUGUGCAAAAGCUGCCUGACCAGUGCUCUCCAGACCCCUGCAAUAAGAAGGGGACCCACGUCUGCCAGGACCUCAUGGGCAACUUCUACUGCCAGUGCAGAGACGGCUGGGCAGGACGACUUUGCGACAGGGAUGUCAAUGAGUGCAGCCAGGAGAACGGGGGUUGCAGUCAAAUAUGCUACAACCAGCCGGGCAGCUUCCAGUGUGCCUGCCACGGGGGCUACACGCUCUCCCCAGACAGUCGGACCUGCCACGAUGUAGACGAAUGUGUGGAUGCGGGCGCCUGCGGGGCGGCGCGGUGCCAGAAUCUGCCGGGCUCCUACUCCUGCGUCUGCGACGAGGGCUACGUGUUCAGUUCACAGGAGAAGGGCUGCCAAGACAUGGACGAGUGCAUGGAGGAGCGCUGCGAGCAGGUCUGCGUCAACUUCCCCGGGAGCUACACCUGCCACUGCAACGGGCGCGGGGGCCUGAAGCUGUCCCAGGACAUGAACACAUGCGAGGACAUCCUGCCCUGUGUGCCCUUCAACGUGGCCAAGAGCGUGAACUCCCUGUACCUGGGCCGCAUGUUCAGCGCGAUGCCCGUGAUCAAACUGCUCUUCAAACGGCUGCAGCCCACGAGACUGGUGGCUGAGUUCGACUUCAGGACCUUCGACCCCGAGGGCAUCCUGUUCUUCGCUGGAGGCCACCGGGACAGCACCUGGAUUGUGCUGGGCCUUCGGGCUGGCCGGCUGGAGCUGCAGCUCCGCUACCAGGGCGUGGGCCGCGUCACCAGCAGCGGGCCCGUCAUCAACCACGGCUCGUGGCAGACAAUCUCUGUCGAGGAGCUUGAGCGGAACCUGGUGAUCAAGGUGAACAAGGACGCCGUGAUGAAGAUCGCCGUGGCUGGGGACCUGUUCCAGCUGGACAGAGGACUGUACCAUCUGAACCUGACCGUGGGGGGCAUCCCCUUCCAGGAGAAAGACCUCGUGCAUCCUAUGAACCCGCGUCUGGACGGCUGCCUGAAGAGCUGGCACUGGCUGGAUGGUGAGGACACCGCCGUCCAGGAGACGGUCAAGGCGAACGUGAAGAUGCAGUGCUUCUCUGUGACCGAGAGGGGGUCCUUCUUCCCCGGGAGUGGGUUUGCCUUCUUCCACCUGGAUUACGCGCGGACGUCCCCUACCGGCGGGACGAAGACCACCUGGGCAGUGGAGGCUGUGGCUCGGGUCCGCCCUGCUGCAGACACCGGGGUGCUGCUUGCGCUGGUGGGCGACCGCCAGGCCGUGGCCCUCUCCGUGGCGCUGGUUGACUACCACUCCACCAAAAAGCUCAAGAAGCAGCUGGUCGUCCUGGCCGUGGAGGACGUCACCUUGGUCCUGAUGGAGAUCAAGGUCUGCGAUGGCCAGGAGCACAUGGUGACCAUCUCUGUGAAUAAGGACAGGGCCACCCUGGAGGUGGACGGCACCCAGGGCCAGAGUGAAGUGAGCCCAGCGGGGCUGCAGGAGCAGCUGGCCGUCCUCGGGAGACACCUGGAGGGCUCCGUGCUCACCUUCAUCGGGGGGCUGCCAGACGUGCCCGUGACCUCGGCUCCGGUCACGGCCUUCUACCGCGGCUGCAUGACGCUGGAGGUCAACCGGAAGGCGCUGGACCUGGACGAAGCCGCCUACAAGCACGGCGACAUCACGUCCCACUCCUGCCCUCCCGUUGAGCCCGCCGCCUAGGCUUCUGGGCCGCAGACGCCCCGCCCCACGCACGCCGCAGCCUCCUCUCCACCGGAAGGGUGGCGGCCGCGCCCGCGCCCGCGCUGGAGACACUGAACCCUCGCCCACCAAGGCCCUCGGGGCCUCCCUCCCCGUGUGUAACAUACGUGUACAUAGAGGACUAACCUCACCGCCGCCUGAGCGGACCCGGGAAAAGAAUUCUGUUAUUUUUAUCACCAGAUGCUUCUUUCUGACUUAAAACUAUGGAAAAAUAAAAUAUUUACAGAACCUUUCUA